AUGCCAGGCCCAAACUCAAGCCUUGCCAAAAGCCCAGAGGCUCCUUACCGAACCUGCCUUCACAAUAUAUUCCAAGGCUCAUGCACAAAUAAAUGGAGGCCUCAAAAAAUUUUCUCUAGACACCCUUGCCGAACGGCAAAGCUGUGCAACAAAAACGGAGGGGCUCAGAAUAUGGAUACGAUCAUGACUUCUCUUUUGCAAAACUCACUCACCAAAGCUCAAGCUAAGCCAAGACGCAUCAAAGAGACUCGAAUUCACAAGAGAAAGACUUGCCGAACGGCAACGCUAUACAACAGCUCAACAUCACCGUGGCACGAACUUGUGCACUCAGGGCCUCAGAAUCUGCCCCCAGAGCCCAGCUUCUGA
Prunus armeniaca (apricot) is the source of this 366-nucleotide messenger RNA. Lineage: Eukaryota; Viridiplantae; Streptophyta; Magnoliopsida; Rosales; Rosaceae. The record is from the annotation of a GenBank genome assembly.